This is a messenger RNA of Anisakis simplex (herring worm), 510 nucleotides long. The record is from the annotation of a GenBank genome assembly. NCBI's taxonomy places the organism in Eukaryota, Metazoa, Nematoda, Chromadorea, Rhabditida, Anisakidae.
AUGACAAACGAUGGAGGCACUCAUCACACAGGCCAUAAUAAUAACCAAGAAAACAGUAUGGCUGCUCUCGAUCAGUAUAUAGCUCCAGGUCUUCGGCUUUGGAUGCUUAUUGCUCUUGUUUCGGGUGUUUUGCUUGUUAUGGUUGUUUUGGUAUGUUGUUUUAUGCGAAUUCGAAUUCCACGUACUAAGAGACAAAUUGAUUUAAUUGCGGCGAGAAGGAAAAUGCGUAAGCAGUCUUCAUUACCCGCACAUACACAUCCACCAGGUUUGUGCACCCGAAAAGAUUUUAUUCUUACUCUGAUACGUUUACUUCGAAGCGAAUCACCUGGAUGGCUACCGAUAUUUGCAAUGGAAGUGAAAAUAACAACAUUAAAUGAACGAUUUACAGAUGAACGAUCGCAAACAAUCGUAAUGAACACCAUUAAAAAAUCGUCCAGGGAAGAUCGGAUGAAACAGGCUGAAACUCAGCCACUUGUCCACAAAUCAUCGCAUACAACAACCACUGUUUAA